CUGGGGUGCGGGGGAGGGGAGGAGCUGUUCUGAGAGGGGGAACCUGCUGCCCCCCAUCAUGUCACAUCAGGUUUAGGGCAGUUCUCCAAGCCUCACCAGACCCAUCCCUUAUGUUUAAGGGGGGGGUGAGGCUCAGAUUCGGUCUCUGGGGAGCGAGGUUUGUGCUGAGCGUUUCAGGGGGGCAUUUUCCCUCCCCCUGCUUCCGAGCUCCUGGGCCAGGACCAGCAGCUCGCUCCGAGCGGGCGGGCGAGUCGUCUCCCCCCCUCCCGCGGGCUCUUUAAAAGAAGCGGAACGGUCCCGCGGCGCCUCUGUUGUAGUGGGGGCAGAUUUCAUCAACCGCACAGCGGGUCCAUCGCGCGGAGCGUCCGCCGGCUGCCGAAUCCCUCCCGGCUCGUGUCUCCGCCGCGCUCGCCAUGGACGCGUUAGCGGCCGAGCUGGGGACUCUGACCGCGGAGCAGGCGGCGGCUCCCGUGAACACGGUGGAGGAAAAAUGGAGGCUUCUUCCAGCUUUUCUAAAGGUGAAAGGACUUGUGAAGCAGCACAUAGACUCAUUCAACUAUUUCAUCAAUGUAGAGAUAAAGAAAAUCAUGAAAGCCAAUGAAAAAGUCACAAGUGAUGCUGACCCAAUGUGGUAUUUGAAAUACCUCAAUAUCUAUGUGGGAGUUCCAGAUGUUGAAGAAAGCUUUAAUGUAACAAGACCUGUGUCUCCUCAUGAGUGUCGCUUGAGAGAUAUGACCUACUCUGCCCCAAUUACAGUGGACAUUGAGUACACUAGAGGUAGCCAGAGGAUUAUUCGCAAUGCAUUACCCAUUGGCAGAAUGCCUAUAAUGCUGCGCAGCUCCAAUUGUGUUCUUACUGGGAAAACUCCAGCAGAGUUUGCCAAACUUAAUGAAUGCCCUUUAGAUCCAGGUGGCUAUUUCAUUGUCAAAGGUGUAGAGAAAGUCAUUCUUAUUCAAGAGCAGUUAUCCAAAAACAGGAUCAUUGUGGAAGCUGAUAGAAAAGGGACAGUUGGCGCUUCUGUUACCAGUUCCACUCAUGAGAAGAAGAGCAGAACAAAUAUGAUUGUGAAACAAGGAAGAUUUUACCUGAGGCAUAACACUCUGUCAGAAGAUAUUCCCAUUGCUAUUAUAUUUAAGGCCAUGGGUGUUGAGAGUGACCAAGAGAUUGUGCAGAUGAUUGGUACAGAAGAGCACGUGAUGGCUGCAUUUGGUCCCAGUUUGGAAGAAUGCCAAAAAGCUCAGAUUUUUACACAGAUGCAGGCAUUAAAGUACAUAGGAAACAAGGUACGAAGGCAGAGGAUGUGGGGAGGCCCAAAGAAAACGAAGAUGGAGGAAGCACGAGAGCUGCUAGCAUCAACCAUCCUGACACAUGUUCCUGUAAAAGAAUUUCAUUUCCGUGCCAAGUGCAUCUACACAGCAGUGAUGGUCCGCAGGGUUAUUCUGGCCCAAGGAGAAAACAAAGUAGAUGACAGAGACUAUUAUGGAAACAAGCGAUUGGAAUUGGCUGGGCAGCUUCUUUCCCUUCUCUUUGAAGAUUUGUUCAAAAAAUUUAACUCUGAAAUGAAAAAGAUUGCUGAUCAAGUAAUUCCAAAGCAGAGAGCAGCCCAGUUUGAUGUAGUGAAGCAUAUGCGUCAAGAUCAGAUCACCAAUGGCAUGGUAAAUGCCAUCUCUACUGGAAAUUGGUCACUGAAAAGAUUCAAAAUGGACCGCCAAGGUGUGACACAGGUAUUGUCCCGCUUGUCUUAUAUAUCUGCUCUGGGAAUGAUGACAAGAAUCUCUUCUCAGUUUGAAAAGACAAGAAAAGUGAGUGGCCCCCGAUCUCUUCAGCCCUCUCAGUGGGGUAUGCUUUGCCCAUCAGACACUCCUGAAGGAGAGGCUUGUGGUUUGGUUAAAAACUUAGCUCUGAUGACUCACAUUACUACUGAUAUGGAAGAUGGCCCGAUUAUUAAAUUAGCCAGUAACCUUGGAGUAGAAGAUGUAAACUUACUAUGUGGAGAAGAACUUUCAUAUCCAAAUGUGUUCCUUGUCUUCCUUAAUGGUAACAUCCUGGGUGUCAUUCGAGACCAUCCGAAACUAGUUCACACGUUUCGGCUAAUGCGGCGAGCAGGUUAUAUCAAUGAAUUUGUUUCAAUCUCCACGAAUCUUGCUGACAGAUGUGUCUACAUUUCCUCUGAUGGAGGAAGACUGUGCAGACCCUACAUAAUUGUAAAGAAGCAAAAACCUGCAGUUACAGACAAGCAUAUGGAAGAACUUGUUCAGGGAUACAGGAAUUUUGAAGAUUUUUUGCAUGAAGGCCUAGUUGAAUAUUUGGACGUGAAUGAGGAAAAUGACUGCAACAUUGCACUGUAUGAACAUACAAUUACUAAAGAUACAACACACUUGGAGAUUGAACCUUUCACACUUCUUGGCGUCUGUGCUGGGCUUAUUCCAUAUCCUCACCAUAACCAGUCCCCAAGAAACACUUAUCAGUGUGCUAUGGGGAAGCAAGCAAUGGGUACCAUUGGAUACAAUCAACGGAACAGAAUCGAUACUCUUAUGUAUCUGUUAGCAUAUCCACAAAGGCCAAUGGUUAAAACAAAAACCAUUGAACUGAUAGAGUUUGAGAAACUGCCAGCUGGACAGAAUGCCACAGUUGCUGUGAUGAGCUACAGUGGUUAUGAUAUUGAAGAUGCUCUUGUCUUAAACAAGGCUUCCUUGGACAGAGGAUUUGGAAGGUGUCUUGUGUAUAAGAAUGCCAAGUGUACACUGAAGCGCUACACAAAUCAGACAUUCGACAAAGUGAUGGGUCCAAUGUUGGAUGCAGCUACACGUAAACCAAUUUGGCGUCAUGAAAUUUUAGAUGCUGAUGGUAUUUGCUCUCCAGGUGAAAAGGUAGAAAACAAACAAGUGCUUGUGAACAAGUCAAUGCCGACUGUGACCCAGACUCCUCUGGAAGGAAGUAAUGUUCCUCAACAGCCACAGUAUAAAGAUGUACCAGUAACAUACAAAGGUGCAACUGAUUCAUAUAUUGAGAAAGUAAUGAUCUCUUCAAAUGCAGAGGACGCUUUUUUGAUCAAAAUGUUGUUGAGACAAACUAGACGUCCAGAAAUUGGAGAUAAAUUUAGCAGUCGUCAUGGACAAAAAGGUCCUUCCUUUAAGCAUGCUUCUUCUAAACUGCCUGUGCAUCCCAGCCCUCCCUUCAAGACACAUCAACAAAAUAGAAUUGAGGAGGAAAGAGAAAUUUAAACAAAAUGGGAAAUGAACGUAGCACCAUUAACUGUCUCCCACUUUCUAGCCUUCAUCUGUAUGUUGUUUGGGACAAUGACCUUAUCUUGGUUGCCUACCAAGUACUUGGCACACUUCUAAUGCUAGUAAACAGAUAUAUACCCAUCAGAAAGAGUUUACUGUCCAAUUGAUAGGAGACAUUUGGUUUAACUGAAGGAUUGUUUGUGUAUUUCCAAGAAGGGUAAGAAAACUUCCUACCUUGCUCUUUUUAUCUUAAAUUCUUCAAGCGAAAUCAUCUCUAGAUGCAAAGAAGGUUGAGAGAGCACUCGACUAAACAAGCUUCAUCUGCGUUCCAUACAAAACUAAAUUAUUAUAUUUCCAGAUUUCCCCUUGCUUCUCUACAAGUCACAAUGAGGGGAAAAGUUAGACUCCUUUGAUGUGAAAAAAGCAAUAUAUCACUUCUCUGAAAGAACAUUUCUCAGUCUCUCAUGUGAAAAAGGAUUAACACCUCCAACAAAGGUCCUCUAGAUCACAGAACUAAGCAGCAAUACUGAACAGUAUUCCUGAGGAGUGGAAAAACUGUAUUUAAGCAAGAGAUUGUUUGAACUGGCAAACAGAAGCUUUUUAAUAGCUGAAGAUCUAAGAUAAAGGAUUAAACCUUUCUGAAGUAUCUACACUUAAACUACUCUAAAGACAAGGAAGCGAGUUUAAAUUCAUGAAAGACCAUCUUUGUUUUCCUAAAUGAACAAUGUUCUUUAGUGUCAAAAUAGAAUCUAUUCACUGCAUUGUGAACUAUAUAAACUUUAUUGCAAUACCAUAUAUCUGUUAGUGUGGUCUUGUUUAGGGUUUACUUUAUUGAAUUCUGACUUGAUUUGAGCAGCUGCUGGGGACACAGUAUUUGCCCACAUGUAAACUGAUCAUUAUUAAAAUAUUUUGAUGUAGACAAAAUAAAGAAAUAUGCUGAUUAUCUGUUCUGUUAAAGAAUACUUGUUCUGUAUGUAUAAGAGGAGCAUGUGAAAUAAAAUAUUAUAGCUUUAAGUGGCAA
Messenger RNA from Chrysemys picta bellii (western painted turtle), 4248 nucleotides. RefSeq names its product RNA polymerase III subunit B (gene POLR3B). The record is from RefSeq and is a predicted model, not a curated record. Gene Ontology annotation, molecular function: ribonucleoside binding; DNA binding. Lineage: Eukaryota; Metazoa; Chordata; Testudines; Emydidae. Gene Ontology annotation, biological process: DNA-templated transcription. Gene Ontology annotation, cellular component: RNA polymerase III complex.